Molecule: messenger RNA, 2068 nt
Organism: Argentina anserina (silverweed cinquefoil)
Lineage: Eukaryota; Viridiplantae; Streptophyta; Magnoliopsida; Rosales; Rosaceae
Product: trimethyltridecatetraene synthase-like
Exons: 2
Coding region: 105-1658 (517 amino acids)
Molecular function (GO): heme binding; iron ion binding; monooxygenase activity
Source: RefSeq, a predicted model, not a curated record
AUUAUUAUAGUGCUCUCCACAAAGUAGUAUUUGUAGUCCGUCAUGAACAUCAAGGUAGCUGCAGUCUGCAAACCACCUCAAACUCUCGCCAUAACUUAUUCAGAAUGAAAUGCAUGGAAGCUUCAAUAUCUUGGACUGUUUUCACCCUGUCAUGGCUAUUCCUUGUGGUUUUUCUGACAAAAUUCUUGUUUUCCCAACUACACAAACUGAAUCUAAAAUUUCCACCCGGUCCAAAACCCUGGCCUAUUAUUGGUAACCUCAACCUCAUCAAUGGUCCUCUACCUCAUCGAUCGCUUCACAAAUUAUCCCAAACUUAUGGCCCUAUAAUGCAGCUCAAGUUUGGCUCCUACCCGGUUGUAGUUGCUUCCUCUGCAGAAAUGGCAAAACAGUUUCUGAAAACACACGAUCAUGUCUUUGCCUCUAGACCACGAACUGCAGCAGGCAAGUAUAUUACUUAUAACUACCUCAACAUCACUUGGUCGCCUCAAGGUCUUUAUUGGCGCCAAGGCCGCAAGAUCUUCCUCACCGAGCUAUUCAGCUCGAAAAGGCUCGAGUCCUCUACAUACAUCCGUGUUGAGGAACUUCAGGCUUUUAUCUCACGACUGUAUGCUUUGUCGGGAAAGCCAGUCAUGCUGAGAGACCAUUUGUCACGCCUAACUCUUAGCAUUAUGAGUAGAAGUGUGAUGGGGAAGGAGUACUUCAGGGAACCUGAGUUUCAGCGUUUGGUGAUGAGUCUCGAAGAAUUUCAAGGUAUGUUAGAUGAGCUGUUUUUGCUCAGUGGGGUUUUUAAUAUCGGGGACUGGAUACCAUGGUUAGAUUUUUUCGAUUUGCAAGGGUACGUCAAGCGAAUGAAGGCCUUGACGAAAAAAUCGGAGCCAUUUUAUGAUUAUGUGCUUAACGAACACAAGGCAGAGAGUGGAGGAGUGGAGGAUUAUGUAGCAAAAGACAUGGUGGAUUCACUGUUGCAGCUUGUUGAUGAUCCUGAUCUAGAAGUUAAGCUCACCAUUGAUAGUGUCAAGGCAUUCAUCCAGGACCUAAUUGCAGGAGGGACUGAUACCUCCGCAACAACUUUGGAGUGGGCAAUGUCUGAACUGAUAAAACAACCUAACCUCAUUACAAGGGCGACGGAGGAGCUCGAUAGAGUAAUCGGAAGAGACAGAUGGGUGGAAGAGAAAGACAUUCCACAACUUCCUUAUAUAGAAGCAAUCAUGAAAGAGACGAUGAGGAAACACCCAGCGGUUGUCUUGCUUCCACCACAUUUGGCUCUUGAAGAUUGCAAUGUGGCUGGUUUUGAUAUUCGUAAAGGGUCAAGAGUGUUUAUAAACACAUGGAGCAUAGGGCGAGACCCUUCAGUGUGGGAAGCACCAGAGAAGUUCAACCCGGAGAGGUUUUUGGAAAACAAGGGAAUCGAUGUGAGGGGACAAAGUUUCGAAUUGUUGCCAUUUGGUUCGGGAAGGAGAAUGUGCCCUGGUUAUAGCCUUGGAUUGAAAGUUAUUGGGUCUUGUUUGGCCAACAUGCUACAUGGAUUCAACUGGAAAUUACCUGAAAACAUGAAAAUAAAAGAUCUGGGGAUGGAAGAAGCUUCUGGAUUGGUAACGCAUAGGAAGUUCCCACUUGUUGCAGUACUGGAACCCCGGCUUCCAGUCCAUCUUUAUUAACUGCGCGCGUUUUUGAAUAUGAUCAUCUGCUUGCUGAAACCAACGUCUUUAGUAUUGAAUCUUGUACGUGUACGUUCUGUUCCGCCGACAUGUGUCGAAAAAUAAGAAAAAAGAGGAGUCGAUCAAACAUGAACGAUAAGAAGAAUCGGUAAGUGAAUCGAAUGUGAAUCCAACGGAAUGAGAAGAGAACUGGUGAAUCCAACAUGAAUGAUAAGAAAGGUUGGUGCAACCGUCAAUAAUACCGAACAUUCAAGAUACUAAUAAGCCAGUUAGUCCUCAUGUCUCAGUUGUAAGUUGUAACUGACAAAGAUCAUCUCAAUAUUGUCAUAUAUUUCCUCCGAUAGCUUACUUUGGUAUAAUACCUUUGAAGCUCCUCUCAAUAUAGAAAUACAAACUGAUAGCUUAUUUUG